GGUUUCGAAAACUCAACCAAGCUGCGCCCAAAACCCCUUCAUAAACCCCUCGCCCUCGUGCCACAGUCACAGUCACAGUCACAGACACAAAAAUUCAACCAUCCAAUCUAUUCAAAAGCACAAAUUCACAUGGAAAGUGCCACUCAAGUCGGCUCAAAGCCUCAACCCAUCUCGGCUCUUCCGCCGGUCCCUCCCUCCGCCUUCGAUGGCACGCUGGGUCGCCACCUGGCUCGCCGGCUCGUCGAGAUUGGCGUCAGAGAUGUCUUCUCUGUUCCUGGCGACUUCAAUUUGACUCUCCUCGACCACCUCAUCGCCGAGCCGAAGCUCAACCUCAUCGGCUGCUGCAACGAGCUUAACGCCGGCUACGCCGCCGACGGCUACGCCCGUGCCAAAGGCGUUGGCGCGUGCGUGGUCACCUUCACCGUGGGCGGACUCAGCGUCCUCAACGCCAUCGCCGGAGCUUACAGCGAGAACUUGCCGGUGAUUUGCAUAGUUGGAGGACCCAAUUCCAACGACUACGGCACCAACCGGAUUCUCCACCACACCAUCGGGUUACCCGAUUUCUCCCAAGAGCUUAGAUGCUUUCAGACGAUCACGUGUUCUCAGGCAGUGGUGAAUAACUUGGACGAUGCACAUGAGCUUAUUGAUACUGCGAUUUCUACUGCUUUGAAGGAAAGCAAGCCUGUUUAUAUCAGCAUAAGUUGUAAUCUUCCUGGGAUUCCUCAUCCAACUUUUGCUAGAGAUCCAGUUCCAUUUUUUCUUGCACCAAAGGUGAGCAAUCAAGAAGGAUUAGAAGCAGCAGUGGAAGCAACUGCUGCUUUUCUGAACAAAGCAGUGAAGCCAGUGAUUGUGGGUGGGCCAAAAUUAAGGGUAGCAAAGGCACAGAAGGCCUUUCUGGAGUUUGCAGAAGCAAGUGGAUAUCCAAUAGCUGUUAUGCCCUCAGGGAAGGGACUUGUACCAGAGCAUCAUCCACACUUCAUUGGGACGUAUUGGGGUGCUGUCAGUACUUCCUAUUGUGGAGAGAUAGUGGAAUCUGCUGAUGCUUAUGUUUUUAUUGGUCCCAUCUUCAAUGACUAUAGCUCCGUUGGAUACUCAUUGUUGAUAAAGAAGGAGAAGGCCAUAAUAGUGCAGCCUAAUAGGGUAACCAUUGGCAAUGGUCCUUCCUUAGGCUGGGUUUUCAUGGCUGAUUUCUUGACUGCAUUGGCUAAAAAGGUGAAGAACAACACUGCUGCUAUGGAGAAUUACCGACGUAUCUAUGUUCCCCCAGGCAUUCCUCUUAAGCGAGAAAAGGAUGAACCUCUAAGAGUUAAUGUUCUAUUCAAGCACAUUCAAGAACUGCUAAGUGGAGAUACCGCUGUAAUAGCUGAAACUGGAGAUUCAUGGUUCAACUGUCAGAAACUCCGCCUGCCUGAUAAUUGCGGUUAUGAAUUCCAAAUGCAAUAUGGAUCUAUUGGUUGGUCGGUAGGUGCUACUCUUGGAUAUGCACAGGCUGCAACAGACAAGCGUGUAAUUGCUUGCAUUGGUGAUGGCAGUUUUCAGGUGACAGCACAGGAUAUUUCAACAAUGAUCCGCUGUGGACAGAAGAGCAUCAUCUUCCUCAUUAAUAAUGGAGGUUAUACAAUUGAAGUUGAGAUUCAUGAUGGCCCAUACAAUGUGAUCAAGAAUUGGGACUACACUCGGUUUGUGGAAGCCAUUCAUAAUGGAGAAGGCAAAUGCUGGACUGCCAAGGUACGUACAGAGGAUGAUCUGACUGAAGCAAUUGCAAAGGCUACUGGACCACAGAAAGAUUCACUGUGUUUUAUAGAAGUUUUUGUACAUAAGGAUGACACCAGCAAAGAGUUGCUGGAAUGGGGAUCCCGUGUUGCUGCUGCCAACAGCCGUCCUCCUAAUCCACAAUAGAGAAGCCAUUCCUAAUUAUUGCCCUGUUAUGAUUUGUCUAUUUUGUUGAAUAGAUUUUCACUGGAGGACUUGUACAGCAGAAAAGCGAAGAAAAUGAAAAAUAUGUUGAAAUAAAUGCUUCCUUUACCAGACUUUUAUCUGUUCUCCCGUGCUCUGUUGUAAUUUGAAAACAUGAACUAUUCUUGCUUUAUGAUAAGAUCCUUUGAGAUGGAAUCGUUAAUCGAAUCUACGAACUUAAAGCCGUUACAUU
Abrus precatorius (Indian licorice) is the source of this 2149-nucleotide messenger RNA. RefSeq names its product pyruvate decarboxylase 1. The transcript has 7 exons. The record is from RefSeq and is a predicted model, not a curated record. NCBI's taxonomy places the organism in Eukaryota, Viridiplantae, Streptophyta, Magnoliopsida, Fabales, Fabaceae. Bases 130 to 1899 code for a protein of 589 amino acids. Gene Ontology annotation, molecular function: thiamine pyrophosphate binding; magnesium ion binding; carboxy-lyase activity.